GACAAUCAAAACAUAACCUCUUUCUUUCUUUCACAUGUCACAUUACAGCCUUUCUUCUUCAUUUUCAAUUUUAUUUUUAUAUUAAAUAAAUAAAUAAUUGCGCAGAUUUCCUUGACUUUUCGAAUGUCAGCUCGUUACUUUUAUCUGGAUGUACAUCUGUAAGUGUUGCAUCUUUAUCGCGUUAAAUUACAUCACGUUACUUUGUCGGCAAUGUAGAAGAGAGGUUGAGAGUAGAGUGAGUGCCCGGAGGACCAUAGAGAAGUGCAUAGACGCUGUGUUCGGCGAGGUGGGUGCAGCCCAAGUACUUGUGGACGUGCUGAGCUGUGAGCCGAGAAAGGGAGGCUCUCAGUUGUUGCUUAGAGUGCCUGCUCGGGAGCUGAGGAGGUUACGAUCUGCUCUUGCUCUACAUCCCACUGGGCCGGUGGUAGUCAAAGAAGCACCUUCAUUGCAAGCUCUUAUUUAACCAUUAAUUCUAAGAUGUCGGGUCGAUCCAUUGAGUCGUCGGGUCCGGGCGGCAAGGACGUGGUGAUAGUGGCGUCGCGCGCGGAGCUGAGCGCGCCGAGCUCCGUGCGGCUGCCGGAGCCCGAGCCGGCGCCGGGGCUCAUCCUGCCGGACGGCAGCAUCAACUGGGGCUGCCCGUGCCUCGGCGGCAUGGCCACCGGCCCGUGCGGGCCGCAGUUCAGGGAAGCCUUCUCGUGUUUCCACUACAGCGAGGCGGACCCGAAAGGCAGCGACUGCUACGAGAAGUUCAGCGUGAUGCAGGAUUGCAUGGCGGGCUUCCCCGAGCUGUACGGCCGCGACGACGACGACCUCGCCGACGCCGUGGACGCCGCCGUGUCCGCCGCCGGGGACGCCGUGUCCGCCGCCGGGGACUCCGCGGCCGCCGCGCGCAAGGAGCACGCCGCCGCAGAUAAACAUUGAGCUCGUUGAUGUUCAGCUCGCAUUGCAUCGCAUUUCAGAGGUCUACAAUAUCUACAGGUCCGAAGGUUCCUUUGGGCCGAGAGGAUUAACUUGCCUGAUUCCCAUACAUCAGCGCCGAGUUCGAUAUGAUACUAUUUCACUUAGCUGCCAUAACAACUGAUUCAUAUAGAUAGGACGUCUAAAUUAGUUGAUAAGUAGACUUAAUAUAAAAAACCACCAUUGUUUUGUAAAUCUGAAUGGAGGAGGCGUAGUUCCUAUUUUACGCCCUUUAGUGGCUUCUGAAUAUUGCACGGUGUUGUAAAAACUACUGGAAAUAACAGGUUUAAUUUUGGCGUGUUAUAUUUGAGAAAUGUUAUGUAUCCAUAACCCUUUCAGAAUGAAUUUUCUUAAUAACAGUAAAAACUGCAUCAUAAUUCGUUGUACUUGCUUAUAUGUAUAGAAGCAAUUGGUAAAAGUGAUCCUUACAAAAGGUCAUGUCAUCACUACUUACCCGAAACAGCCCAGCUUGCAUGAAUCAGAUGAUUAAAGAAAUGCCGUGCAUUUAUUGUUACGAAGUUCUCUAAAAAUUUAUCCAGAUUGGUAAGAUAAUAUACAAAGUACUAACUAUAACUGAUGUACAGUGGAGCCGCAUAGCAAAAUAUACUCACUGUAUUGUAAGUAUUAUAAGUCUUUAUGUGGCCUGUGUAUGAAAUGCGUAGGUUAUAGUUUGUUACGUUGUGCAAUAAUGUCGGCUCAAUGAUGAAGAUUGCGUCCUUGAUCAAGUUCCGGCGGCAUCGCGAUGGACUAGCGGCUAUGACCUCGGCUUAGAUGACAUUAUUACGCCAUUUGCAUUUUAUCUAUGUUUUUUCCAUGAUGAGAAACCUAUAUUUAUAAUGGAAUUAAAUGGCUGAUGGGCUAAUUGAUGUACUUGUCACAUAUAUUUUAAACAUACGUUUUUCAGAAAAAUGUAUAUUGAUUGUCUAAAAUUGUGUCAAAAUACGAGUAAUAUUGAACAACAGGCAGUUAAAGGUCAAAUGUACCAUGUAGGUACUCAGUGGCUAUGUCAUGUAUACUUUAUUUCUAUUUCAUUAUAACUUCCCAACUUCAGAGGUUCGAUAUAUUUGUUUAGUUUAUUUUUGUCAACUAGUUAUGUAGGUAUUUAAGAAACAAGAUAUUUUAGCUGAGAAUCAAAAAGAUCCGGUCGCGAAUGAAGUAUCGAUUUCAAUCCUAGCCUAGCGAUGACACGUGAUCAUGUUUUGUAGAUUUAGCCUUAAUUAUACCGCGGCGCGACGGAAGACCUAGAACUACAAUAAACUUUGUUUUCGUUUA
This is a messenger RNA of Amyelois transitella, 2229 nucleotides long. RefSeq names its product mitochondrial intermembrane space import and assembly protein 40. The transcript has 4 exons. NCBI's taxonomy places the organism in Eukaryota, Metazoa, Arthropoda, Insecta, Lepidoptera, Pyralidae. Gene Ontology annotation, cellular component: mitochondrial intermembrane space. The record is from RefSeq and is a predicted model, not a curated record. Gene Ontology annotation, biological process: protein import into mitochondrial intermembrane space. Bases 478 to 921 code for a protein of 147 amino acids. Gene Ontology annotation, molecular function: protein-disulfide reductase activity.